GGAUUCAGUCAUUCUUUGCUAAUUUUGACUCCCGAGAUUCAUUCAAUACACCUGGGUAUAAUUGCACUAGUGCUAGCACGUUGCUAUAUCGACGUGUCUAUAAAGCUUCUCAAAAACACUAUCACGAGCUUUAAGAUUUAAAGUUCGGUCGUUGGUUAUAGAAAUAUAUUUGGCACUUACUGGAAGCUUUUUUUGGAUACACUUCAACACAUACGAAUCACGCGUUUCGAGAAAAAGACAUACAUCAUGAAGACUUAUCUAGAUCUUGUUGAUGAGUGUGAUACAUUUCCCUACCCAGAGAAAGAUGCCACCGCCCACUCAGCUCUAACCUCCACCCUCUACACCCUCAUCCACGAGGACCCCACCACAUCCACCACCUACCCUGUAGGCUGCAUCACGCUCCCCGUCUAUCAAGCUCUCCUCAAAGUCCCCACCAGCAUCAAAGGAGAAAUGAGCAUCAACCAAUCUCAACGCACCAUAUCCCUCUUCACGCAAGCCACCGAACCUGAGCGGAGCGCCGCCGUCGCUGCAACAUGCGAGUAUUGGCGCACCAACAAAACCUUCGAGGUUCUAUCCGGCUGGCGUGAUGAGCUAUAUCCGGUCUAUGGCCCCGGAAAUGAAGUCCUCUGGUCGGUCGAACGUAGUGCUUCUGUACUGUUCGGCAUUCUGGGUUAUGGAAUUCACAUGAUGGCAUAUGUGCGCUGCCCUGAAGUGAAAUACGGGAUAAAAUUGUGGGUCCCGAGACGUUCGGCUACGAAACAAACAUAUCCAUCGAUGUUGGACAACACAGUUGCAGGAGGAAUGUCUACGGGAGAAGAUAAGUUUGAGGCUUUGGUGAGAGAGUGUAUGGAAGAAGCUAGUUUCCCGGAAGAUGUUGUGAGGAAAAAUGUGAAGGCUCACGGCGCUCUUACGUAUUUCUAUGUACGGGGUGCCACUGCUGGAGGAGAAACGGGUCUGAUGCAGCCGGAAUGUGAAUACAUUUAUGAUUUGGAGUUGCCUGCUGAUGUCAUUCCUAAACCAAAUGAUAGCGAGGUGGAACAAUUCUACCUUUGGACGGUAGAGGAAGUUCAGGAGCACAUGAAAUUGGGAGAGUUCAAGUCCAAUUGCGGAAUUGUUCUAGUGGAUUUCUUCAUCAGACACGGCAUAUUGACAAGCGAAAAUGAGAGCCAUUUCGAUGAGAUCAACAGCAGGAUUCAUAGAAAUUUGCCAUUUCCAGGACCGCACAAUAUUUGAGUAUUUUAGUAUUCCAGAUUUGAAAAAGGUAUCUGGUGCUUGAACGCCCUCAAGACUUGUUCAAUUUCCCA
This is a messenger RNA of Botrytis cinerea B05.10, 1304 nucleotides long. RefSeq lists its product as hypothetical. NCBI's taxonomy places the organism in Eukaryota, Fungi, Ascomycota, Leotiomycetes, Helotiales, Sclerotiniaceae. The transcript is spliced from 2 exons. The coding region runs from base 247 to 1233 and encodes 328 amino acids. The record is from RefSeq and is a predicted model, not a curated record. Gene Ontology annotation, molecular function: 8-oxo-dGDP phosphatase activity.